AUGGCCCCGCUGCAACCAGGUAACAGGAAACGGGAAGCGCCCGCGCCCCAGGAGGCCGCCGCGGGCUCGUCGUCGCCGCGCUCGGCGGCGGUGGACGCAGACGGCCCGCAGCCGCCCAAGAAGCCCAGGCGGAUGGUGGUGCAGCGCUCGCUGGUGAACUACCUGAAGGGGCGCGAGGUGGGCGCGCGGGGCGGCGCCGGGUUCCCGGGCUUCGAUAGCGAGCUGCGUGGCUUCGCGGUGCGGAAGCUGCCAGAGCUGCUGCGGGAGCGAGAGCUGCCCUUGGGCACCGUCGACAAGGUGUUCGCGUCGCAGUGGCUGAGCGCCAGGCAGGUGGUGUGCGGUACCAAGUGCAACACGCUCUUCGUGAUGGACGUGCAGUCGGGCCACAUAACGCGCAUCCCCCUCAUGCGGGAUCGUCGGCCUCCGCCGGCCCGCGCCCAGCCGGGCUGCGGCAUCCAUGCCAUCCAGCUGAAUCCCUCCAAGACGCUGCUGGCCACCGGGGGCGAGAACCCCAACAGCCUGGCCAUCUACCGGUUGCCAACGCUGGAUCCCCUGUGCCUGGGCGACCGCCACGGCCACAAAGACUGGAUCUUCUCCCUCGCCUGGAUGAGCGACACGGUGGUGGCGAGCGGCUCCCGCGACGGCAGCGUGGGCAUCUGGAAGAUAGACCCCGACGUAUUCCGGAGCACCAGCGCCUGUUACAACGACGCAGGGAUCCCCGUGUAUGCCCACAUCCGUCCCGCGGAAGUGGAGGAUGUCCCCAGGGCCGGAACCAACCCAGGUAACUGCAAGGUGCGUGCCCUCGCCUUCAGCGCCAGGAGGCAGGAGCUGGGAGCCGUGACCCUGGACGGCUACUUCCACCUGUGGAAAGCCCGGAAUACCCUGUCCAGGAUGCUGUCCAUCAGGCUGCCUUACUGCCGAGAGAAUGUGUGCCUGACCUACUGCGAUGACGUGUCCCUGUAUGCGGUGGGCUCCCAGUCCCACGUCUCUUUCCUGGAUCUGCGCCAGGGUCACCAGAGCGUUCGGCACCUGUGCUCCCGCGAGGGCGGCACGGGUGUGCGUUCCCUGAGCUUCUAUGAGCACAUCAUCACCGUGGGCACCGGCCACGGCUCUCUGCUCUUCUACGACAUCCGUGCGCAGAAGUUCCUGGAGGAGAAGAUCUUGGUCAGCCCGUACUCCUCUCCGCAGCCCACAGGAAGGAGGUUCAGGCUGAUUUGUGGCAGAGGCUGGCUCAGCCAAGAUGACGUGCAGAUGAAUUACUUCGGUCCCUUAGGCGAGCUGCCCAAUGCGCUGUAUACCCACUGCUACAACUGGCCGGAGAUGAAGCUCUUCGUCGCUGGCGGCCCUCUCCCUUCAGGCCUCCGUGGGAACUACGCAGGCCUCUGGAGCUAAGGAUGGCCGCCCUGUCCUCAAAGUGCCCAGAUUCACCUUCCAGUCGGCUCCCACUUUUCUCCUUUGCUCUGCGUUUGUGCUUUUGACUCUAGCUUUUAUCUUUCAGAUGAAAAAGAUGCAGCUUACCUCUGCUUAGCAUAUUAGGCGAAGAGAGAUGGCGACCUAGAGAGUGAGUUACCCUUCAGUCAGUCAAAAUUUGGCUUUAAUACUUGUAUACACCUGUCCAAUAGUGUCGUUUUGAGUUAUACAAAAGAAUGUUGACUGAUUCUUAGUUUUGUUCACUGUUUGAGUCAUUUACGUAUUCUCUUAUUUCGAUGCUUGGCAGUCAAUGGCUUUACAAUUCUGAAUAUUUUCUUUUUCACUUUUUGUUACCAGUAUUAUGAUAAUACUGUUUUGGUUGUUUUUCAUUGCAGAUAGAUGGUAUAUUGAGAGUAUUUUUUUUAAAUAAAGAGUUUGUACAUGUAUUCUAGAAAUACAUGUAAUUCUGGCUAUAGUAUUAUAGUGUUGUUCCAGUGGGAAGGUACAUGUCAGUUUCUAGAUUACCAGGUUUUGGAAGCAUUCCAUUUGCAAAUUGUAAUCUUCAUGUUUGUAGUUUGUAAGUUGUUGGUGCUAAACAUGCUGUUUAAAAACCACGUUGAAAACAAGGUUGUCAUACAAUCUUGGGUUUUUUGGUACCAAAAUCUCAAUUGGUCAGAACACUUUAGGAAUGCAAAGGUUCUGCUGAUUGACUGUUCAGAAUUAAUCUAAAAACCUAUUUUCUCUUUAAGUUUUCCUGACUUGUUGUUAAAUAGAUAACGGAAUAUAUAUUUUUUCACUUCUUGCCUUAGUAGUAUUAACACUUGUUAGUAUAUUUGAAUGUUUGUUGUUUAAGGUACUUGCACAGAGUUUCAGUGCCAUCAUUCGAAACGGAUUCCAUGUAUGAAAAUGUAGACUGUAUUGCAGGCUGGGUAGAAUGUAUACUGAUCCUGAUCCAGGGUAUAGAACUGGAUUUUUUUGCUUUUGCUGUUUUCAAUACCAAAUACUGUACUUGAACAUGCUUUAAAAUUUGUAAUUCUGCUUAACAAAGUCAUAGAAAAAACCUGCAAAGAAGGAAAAUGAGCUCAG
Molecule: messenger RNA, 2496 nt
Organism: Odocoileus virginianus texanus
Lineage: Eukaryota; Metazoa; Chordata; Mammalia; Artiodactyla; Cervidae
Product: DDB1- and CUL4-associated factor 12-like protein 2
Cellular component (GO): Cul4-RING E3 ubiquitin ligase complex
Molecular function (GO): protein binding
Source: RefSeq, a predicted model, not a curated record